Molecule: messenger RNA, 1227 nt
Organism: Alternaria atra
Lineage: Eukaryota; Fungi; Ascomycota; Dothideomycetes; Pleosporales; Pleosporaceae
Exons: 3
Coding region: 1-1227 (408 amino acids)
Source: RefSeq, a predicted model, not a curated record
AUGCAGUUGUUACUCGUGUGUUGUCUUAUCAAUCUCCUUGCUUCAGUUACGGGCAGAAUCGCGCCUGGACCAGAGCCACGUCAAGAUCUCACGUUCGUCAAUUCAAGCGCAAAACUCUUGAUUGACGCCGCUGAUCCGACACUUGACGUUGGCGGAAACCCAUCUUCUCCAGAUCCAUCUACUCCAGAUCCUGACGCGGUAUGGCACAAAGCGUAUUGUCGUGGCGCAGCGCUUCUCAGAGCCACUUCCCUACGAGAAGAAGACUCAACGGUGAUGUUGGAAUGGCCCUAUACGGAGAGCCCAUGGGACGGCGAUUUAGAGCCUGAGCUGAGGAAAUGGGGGUAUCUCGACGACGACGAUCGUCACGCAGAGGUUGACGAAUCAUGCGACUUCGCUGGACCAGAAUACGAAAUGAAAAGGGCUUUUAAUGCUCUCGGUGUCAACCCGCGUUCGGCGAGUAUGGGCGGGCCGAACCAUUGUUUCUAUUUAAAGCAUGGCUUUGGACCGACGGUCAUCCUGGACAAGAAUGGGAAGAUGCCCCCGCUGUCGGAGCAGCGUUAUGAGGCGGAUGGGAAAAUUUACAGGGUCACCGGCGCCUACAGUAAGAUUGGCAUUAAUCGCAACGACGGAAUCGUUUACUUCCUGAACCGCCAAUCACCUGAGAAAGCGGCCGAGAAGCUAUGGGGUAUCAAGCAAGACCAGAUCGACAAAGCCGAAUUGCCCAAACUUCGCGCUAGUUCUGACUUAGCUUGGGGGUUGUGGAACAGGUUCGAAGGCGAUCCGAGGAUCAAGAUGAUCAUGUCUCUUGAAAUCAUCAACGAUGAUACCAGGGGUGUCAUUAUACCAAAAGCCCUGCGAGCUAUGGGGGAAUUUGAAGUACGGAAGUGGCCUGGGACGGAUUUUACUGUAGGGUCAAGUGACGAGGCCCAAGCUGAAGCUGCUCUCGCACUUAUUGGUUCGCCAAACGGCUUGGGCGCUGGUUACUUUCUUCUCCAGCAUAAGAGACAACUUGGCGGCCCCAAUUUUAUUUCGAAGAUCAAGGUAUUCCAAGAUGGCGAGAACUUUUAUGGCGAGGCUUCCAUAAUCUUUUAUGUUGACAAGCACACUCCACCGAUGCCGAACCCGGAUGACACUCCUGAUUCUCUGAUGGAAGAGAGUAAGGUAGUAGGAAAGAGUAUGAAAGAGAAAGAUUUGGUUAGGAUACAUAAGAUCCGGGUAAAGUUUUGA